AUGGAACCAGCGGCAGCGGGAGCCCUGGGCGCAGAGGGCGCAGCGGGCGCAGCGGGCGCAGCCGGCGCAGGGGAAACGGCGGGGGCAGCGGGGGCGAGCGUGUUAGGUGCGCACAUGGCGAUACACAUGCCGAUGCGCGCGCUGAUGCUGGACGACGCGGGCAGCGACUCGUCCUUCACCUCCGCCGCCACCACCGCGUCUGGCGCUACCUUCUCCACGUGCUCGGGCGCGGGCGGCGGCGGCGCAGGGGGAGCUGCGGGCGCAGCGGGCGCAGGGGGAGCGGGAGCAGGGGGAGCGGGAGCAGGGGGAGCGUUGAGCGGUGCAGGGAGUGGUGGUGGUGCGGGUACUUGGAGAAGCGCGGAGGAUGUGCUGGUGGGGGGCACUGGCGCUAUGAGCCUCCUAGGGAGUUCGGGCGCACUGCCGCCGUCGCAGUAUUGUCUGAACCAGCACAACGCGCAUCCCCUUCAGCAGCAACACGACCAGCAGCACCACCAGCAGAAGCACCAGCAGCAGCAGCAGCAGCAACAGCAACAGCAGCAGCAGCAGCAGCAGCAGCAGCAGCAGCAGCAGCAGCAGCAGCAGCAUGUGUGCGUGGAGGUAGCCUGGGCGUGUAACAUCCACCUGUGCAGGCAUCUGCUGCUAUCAGCCUUCUCCCGGGCCGGCAUGCGGCCGGCUUCGCUUGUCCUCUUCCACCCUGCCAUGCCACCCUCUCCCCGAGUAGGCUCGGGGAGCAGCGCUCACUCCGACCUCUCCCCUUCCGCCCGCGCGCAGGCUGUUCCGCCGGCGCAGUUUGCGCCCUCCCCUUCUUCUGCCCCCGCGUUCCCCUCUGCGCUUUCCCCUUCCGCGCCCUCUGCUCCCCCCCCUGUUGGUGUGGGUACCGUCCCUCCUCCCUAUGACACGGCCACACUGGGAUGGAUGCAGCUUCAGCUACCAAGGCACGAGCACGUGGAUGAGAGGCGGAUAAGAGACACACUUAGCAAAGUGGGAGCUGCUGCUGCCACCGCUGCCGCCGCCUCUGCUGGUAAUUCUGGCGGAACCGGAAAAGGAGGUGCAGUAACAGCCGCAGCAGCAGCUUUUUUCAGUGGGGCAGCAGGGGGAGGAGCAGUGGCAGGAGGGGCGGAGCGUUUCGCCAGUUCACAAUCAGGGGAUGUGCGGAUGGGGGAGGCGCAAGGGGCGGAGCGCAGGGGCAAUCGCGGGAGGUGGGGGAGGAGAGCGGGGGGAGGGGGAGGUGGGGGGAGCGUUGGCGGGGGGAGUAGCGUUGGCGUUGGUGGGGUUAGUGCUGUUAGCGGUGUUAGCAGUGCGAGUGGUGUAAGCGGUGCAAGCGGUGCAAGUGGAGCAAGUGGUCUCAGUAGCGUGCCUGGGUCCCUGUCUUCUCUGUGGAAACGGGCUGAUCUGGGGGGUAAUGGGGAUAGCACCCAUGGGGGUGGCAAGGGCAGGCGAGGCGGGCGAGGAGUGCGGCAGAAGCGGGAGCGGGAUGAGAGGGAGAGAGAGGAGCGGGAAAGGGAGAGGGAGAAGAGGGGGUUCCGGUGGGAGAGGGACGAGAGUGAGAGUGAGGAGAGGGAGAGGGAGAGGGAGAUGGAAAGGGAGAAGGAGAAGGAGAAGGAGAAGGAGAAGGAGAAGUGGGGGUUUCGGUACUCAGGAAGAAAGGCAGGGGCAAUGAUAGACUCGCUGCUGCUGGGACUGUCCAGCAGAAAGGCCCCUCCUCCGCAUGGUGAUGCCUCCACGUCCUCCUCUGCUUCGGCUGCUGCUACCGCCGGUGCUGUUGCGGCCGCGGCUGUGUCCCUCUCGCCUCUGACUCUCUCCUCCCCUGCUGCUAGUCCUGGGCCUUCUUAUGCGGCCACCUCCCCCCCGACCGCGUCUGCUGCUGCGCCUGGUGAUGCGUGCGCUGCUGCUCCGGUUGCGGCCCUGGGGAAUGCAGAGCGGGUGAGCGGUGAUAGUUGUGCUAUUGUGCCGAUGGGGGGUGCCGGAUUGGGAGGGCAUAUAGCAGAAGUAGCAGGAGCAGCAGUGGCAGCAGAAGCAGCAGGGAUGGCAGGGGCGGCAGGUUGGCAAGGCAUGGACAUAGAGGCGAGGGUAGAUGACAGCGAUGCUCUAGAUAGCGCUGGAGAUGGGAUGCGAGGAGGCGGAGGAGGAGGAGGAGGCGGAGGAGGAGGAGGAGGAGCAGGAGCAGGAGCAGGUGCUGCUGCUGCUGCUGCCGCUACUGGUGAGCUUGGCGACAGCAGUGGCAGCGGCAGCGGUAGUGGGCGGGGGGGUGUGCUGUUCUAUGUGAGGAGCCGGGGGCGUGGGACGGAGAGCAGCAAGCGGGCGAGUAGGAUCAAGGGCACGCGUAAGUGUGAGGGUGAAGGUACGGAGGCGUUGACACCGCAUGCACAUGCGAGUGAACCGGGGCCGUUGGAACGAGAGGGAUCGACACAGACAUGUGUGCAGGCAGAAGGAGCAGCAGGUGUGGUCGCACAGGGACAGCUGCAAGGGCAUGGAGCGAGGGAGGGAGAGAGAGAGGGGGAGGGAGAGGGAGCAGGGAGGAGAGAGCAGGGGCGGACGCCUGGGAGAGUGAUGGUGGGGGUAAUGAAGCCGGUGAGUGGCCUGGGUGUUGCUCACAGGUUCGGGUCCACUGGCAUGUUCGCUGCUGCUGCUGCUCCACGGAUCGUCAUUGCAGAGCACACAGGCGACACUGGCACAGGUGCCAUGGCAGAAGGAGCAGCAGCACCCACAGCAGCAGGAGGGGCAGCCGCAGCAGCAGCAGCAGGGGGAGGAGGAGCCGCAGCAACAGCAGCGGGAGCAGCUGCAGCAGCAGGAGGCGAGGCAGGGGGCGGGUUGCUGCAGCUGCUGCUAUCAGAGCAAGGAGCAAUGAAGGAGAAACUAGGCAAGUUCAUGCUGGACCCGAUCCGCCUUGACAUAGGCCACGUGCUCGCCGUGGGCGCCUCCGGCGAGGUGCGGCGCGGGCGCUACCAGGGCAGAGAGGUCGCUGUGAAGGUUCUCAAGGCGGAGAGGCAUGAGGCGCAUACGGCGAGAGCAGAGUUUCGGAGAGAGGUGGUGACGCUGGUGUCGUGCGGCGAGUGCCCGUAUUUGCUGAAGUUUUACGGGGUUUGUGUGGAUAUGCGGCAGCGGAUGUGUAUAGUGACGAAGUUGAUGAAAGGAGGGAAUCUGCAUGAUAUGCUGAGGCGGAGGCAUGGCGUGGGGCUGCCGCUGCCGCAGCUGGUGAAGGUGGCGAUGGAGGUGGCGCUGGGCAUGCGGUUCCUGCACCGCCAUGGCAUCAUUCACAGGGACCUCAAGCCGGCGAACGUGCUACUAGACGAGCAGGGGCGCGCCGUCGUAGGAGAUUUCGGCGUGGCACGGCUCAUCAGAGAGCGCGCCGAGAUGACCAAGGAGGUGGGCACCUACCGCUGGAUGGCCCCUGAAGCCUUCGGCACCACAGGGAUUUUUAAGCCGCUUAAAAUACCGCCCUCUUUCUUUCUCCCGGACCUCAAGCCAGCAAACGUGCUCCUAGACGAGCAGGGGCGCGCCGUCGUAGGCGACUUUGGCGUGGCACGGCUCAUCAGAGAGCGCGCCGAGAUGACCAAGGAGGUGGGCACCUACCGCUGGAUGGCCCCUGAAGCCUUCGGCACCACAGGGAUUUUUAAGCCGCCUAAAAUACCGCCCUCUUUCUUUCUCCCGUCUCCAUCUCCCCAACCCCCUCCACCCCAUCCAACCCCUCCCAACCGCGCCCAACCACCAGGGACCUCAAGCCAGCAAACGGACCUCAAGCCAGCAAACGUGCUCCUAGACGAGCAGGGGCGCGCCGUCGUAGGCGACUUUGGCGUGGCACGGCUCAUCAGAGAGCGCGCCGAGAUGACCAAGGAGGUGGGCACCUACCGCUGGAUGGCCCCUGAAGCCUUCGGCACCACAGGGAUUUUUAAGCCGCCUAAAAUACCGCCCUCUUUCUUUCUCCCGGACCUCAAGCCAGCAAACGUGCUCCUAGACGAGCAGGGGCGCGCCGUCGUAGGCGACUUUGGCGUGGCACGGCUCAUCAGAGAGCGCGCCGAGAUGACCAAGGAGGUGGGCACCUACCGCUGGAUGGCCCCUGAAGCCUUCGGCACUACAGGCCAAUGGACCGUGACCCAACGCAGCGACGUCUACAGCUUCGGGAUUGUCCUCUGGGAGCUGCUCACCGCGCGGUUACCCUACGAGGACUACUCGCCGCUACAGGCGGCGGUGGCGGUGGCGCUGAAUGGGCUACGGCCGCCGCUGCCGCCGGGGUGCCAUGCGGGGGUGAGGAGGCUGAUUGAGAGGUGCUGGGCGCGGGAUCCGGGGGAUAGGCCGGAGUUUGAUGAGAUUGUGAGGGUGCUGGCGGCGAUUGGGGGUGAGGGGGUGGGGGUGGAGUGGGAGGGGAUGGGUGGUGCGGUGGAGGUGGGUGCGGAGGGAGAGGAGAGGGGGCGGGGGGUGGUGGGGGUUCGAAGAGGCGAGGAGAAGGACGGUGGUGGUAAAGCCGAUGGUGGUCCUGGUGGUGGUGUUGCUGCGGCUGCCGCUGCUGCUGUUGGUGGGGGUGGGCACGCUGUUAUUGCUGCGGAGGUUAUGGAGCAGCACAUGCCCAACAGCCAGCCCAGAAGUGACACCUUUCCUGCUGCUGCUCCCAUGCAGGAACUGCAGCAGCCGCAGCACCACGCACAGCAGCAACAGCGGCCGCAGGUGGUACUGGUGGAGCAGCGGGGGGUGCAAGGAAGGCCCAUGCAGCAGGGAGAUUCCAGUGCAGCACUUGCAUCCAUGGAGAACGGUUCUGCUCGUGAGUGCUUGCAGUCGAUAAGCGGGCCUGAGCGGGGUGGGAGCGAGAGCGAGGGGGCGAUGGACGGGACGUGCGAGGAGGCAAUGGAGGUGGUGGAGCAGAUGCUUCCAGAGCUGCAUGUCAGUGAGGGGGAGGGAGGGCGGGGCGAGAAGAACGUGCGUGCAGGACAGUGA
Closterium sp. Naga37s-1 is the source of this 4929-nucleotide messenger RNA. The record is from the annotation of a GenBank genome assembly. Lineage: Eukaryota; Viridiplantae; Streptophyta; Zygnematophyceae; Desmidiales; Closteriaceae.